CUGAAAUGGGGGAAAUGUUUCAGCACGGUCAAGGGUAGAAUCCGGAAUAAUUGGCAUUGGCGUGGUGGUUACCUCCUCCUCCGCGUUGUGGAAUGUCUUCAAUGCCUUCCUUUCAUGCGAGACGUUAAACAAAAAACCUUUUGAGCCCGUAAACAAAUCGCCAUGCGCGCAAAUUCCGCUGAUGCGGGUGCUCGACUGUGGCGCAAUUUUUCUUCACGCGACGAGGAGAAGCACCGCGUGAUGAGGAUGAUGAACCGGCCGGGGAGGGCAACAGGAGGUUGGGUUGGUAAAUAAAUAUUUUGUUUAAACUCAUUUUUUUUAAACCACAAACCCCCGCUGGAGGUUGACGUUGGCGUGCCGAACGUUUCGCUGUGAUGACAACACCGACCAGCAGCGGGACGCGAUUUGGGGCAGAUGGAGAAAUUUCGACUGCAUUCGCGUUAACUGCUCCAACAGGACGCAUCAUCCGGUCCCUCGACAGAGGGGAGCUCUCUGCAACUUGCUACCCAGCCGCCGACUUGGCAAGGGACGGAAUUCUCACGGAGCGCCGCUGUGAGACGCCACGAGCGAUGUCCGUGACGCCUCAAGAGAAACUAUCGGCGUCUUCUCUGGAGGAGAGUCACAUCGUGAACUUUGAUAACCAUCGCCUGUACUGCCGCUACUACAGCCCGGCAAACCAGCAGCAGCCCAGGGCACUGGUGUUCGUGAGUCACGGGCUGGGCGAGCACUGUGGCCGCUAUGACGAGGUGGCCCGGAUGCUGGUGCAACACGGCGUGCUCGUGUUUGCCCACGACCACGUUGGGCACGGGAGGAGCGAGGGCGAGCGAGUGUCCGAGGCUCGGCUCGGCGUCUACGUCCGCGACUGCCUUCAGCACGCGAGGCUCGCGAGGACGCGGCACCCGGAGCUGCCCUGCUUUCUGCUCGGCCACUCGAUGGGUGGCGCCGUGGCCGUCGCGGUUGCGAGCGAAUGCCCAGACGACUUUGCGGGAGUCAUCCUCAUCUCCCCGCUCGUCACCCUGAGCCCGUCCGUCACGUCGCCCACGUUGAUGUAUAUGGCCCGAAUUAUGAAUUACAUGUGGCCUAGAUGUCCUGUUGGCUCUGUGAACACAGCCUGGUUGAGCAGAGAUUCCAACGAGGUGCAGGCGUACGAAUACGACCCGCUCGUCCAUCACGGCCGCCUGAGCGUGGCCAUGGGGCUGGGCCUCUCGGAGACGUCGGCGCGCGUCCGUUGGCUCGUCCCGUCGGCCCGCUGGCCGUUCCUGCUGCUGCAGGGCGGUGCCGACCUCCUGUGCGACCCCGAGGGAGCCCGGCUCUUCUAUGACCUCGCGCCCAGCCAGGACAAGACGCUCCGGUGGUACCAGGACGCCUAUCACGUCCUCCACAAAGAGCUACCGGAGGUGAAGGAGGCCGUCCUGAAGGAAAUUGAAAGCUGGGUGCUCGCUCGUCUGCCUUCCCUGCCUUCCUAGCUCGCUGCUGUGUGAGUGUACGUAUGUAUAAUUUAACUCGCACCGUACGUAACCAACCACGCUAAUCGGGAGGUUCUGGGGAAGGACAAACUAAAGACAUAACGCAGUUCUAAAGACAUUAGUUUUCAUCCAGGUGAUUUAAAAGUGCAUAGCUCCAGUGGCUUAUUAAUAUCGGAAGAAAAACGUUCCAGACGGCCGCAGAAGCACACCCAUGCAGUGACCGUCUUCGUUCGAUGGCCAGCCAAACAUGGCGAGGGUGAACACAGCCCUUCUCUGUACAGCCGUUUGUAAGCAGGCCUGAGCCAUGAUGGAUCAAUUCUAAGAAACUCCACUUGGCUCAUUUCUUGUCCUCGCAUUGAAGGGACUCAGCCCCUCUACCCCCCACUCCCCAGCCCCAUCCACUCCCCUCCUACAACCCAUAACUGGUGGGAAACUAAAUUGGGUUUUGCAUACAAUACUUAAAAUUUACAAUACUAGAGUUAGCUUAUACAACCCUGAACUAACAUGUAUUAUUUUAAGUUAAUAAAGAAAAGAUGGCAAUGAUCACUCAACUCCGUUUCUGGGUUGACUCUGCUGUGUCUGAACGCGGCCAACAUGGGAUAAAGGCCUUAACGGGUCCGUGUGGUAACCCCGACUCAGGCGGCUGCUUUGGGAAUGCGGGCAGAGCCUCACACUUCAGCGCAGGAGGAAAGGCACAAUGGCAAAGUUGCACUGCAGUGGGAAAAAAAUACUACUGCCGUCACCUCCGAUUGUAGCACGGUUGGCUACGUACGGUUGCGAAAGAAGUUCAACGUGCAUACGUACAUUAAGAUUUGAUUUUUCUUGGGGCCCGGAUAGUGCAAGCAAUGGGAUUUGUUAGCAGCACAACAAAACAAUGGAUGGGAAACAUGGGAUUGAGGGGGACGGGGAGGUUUUUCGGGCUGCCGAUGCAAGAACCACAUUUUUUCAGGGCAGAGGAAUUUCACAACACAUCACAGCAACGUCGACAUCACGGCACAGUACUUAUGUAAGUUCUGGGGAGUUUACCGGUGGGUUUAAAUGAUACGUGCCACCCGAAGCCAAUUAAGGGAUAGUGAUUAUCGUAUUACUCUGCCAGUGUCAACUACACCCACCAGUCUUCCCACAUCCAAGCCCCGUGUGCCUGGCUUGCUCAACGCAGAAAAUAAAAACUUGGCACAUUUCCUCAAUAAGGCAUCUCUAAAAGGAAACAAAUUUUUAACAGUGACGUCACAGUCACGUGUUAAUGACGAAUGUGCCGAGUUUACAAGGUAGUGCCUUUUCACCAUUGCUGAUAAAUGUUUGUUACAAUUAGAAAAGGACUGCGGUUUUAGUUUUAAAUGUCCCAUCUAUGCCUACAAUUCAGUAAAUCGGCAAUUAAACAUAAACACUAAAACAUGUUUUUUUGGGUCAUUUUAAUGACACAUCUUAUACGUAUACAUUACUCAAUGUACUGAGUUUAAAAUCGCUGGCGACUGUACAAUAAUAAUGCUGGCUAGCACCGAUGCUUUCAGUCAGUGAAAGUUAAAUAAAAUUAGACAAACUGCAGUACACACGUGCUUAGAGGUUGUGGAAAAUUAGCGUGUGCUUAGCGAAGUGGUAGUAGUUAUCACCAGAGUAACAAAAUACUGCGUCACUUUAGUAAUUCAGAGGAAUUAUUAAUGUAUCACUACACAAAAUAUUUGUAUAUCUCCAUACAAAGACAUAAAUCACAGUGCCCCCGUGUUCAAUCAUUUAACAUGCAGACGAGACAAUUCACGCUCUCCACUGGGUUACUACCAGGGUCAACAUCUCUCAGACCAACAUAUGAAUGCACUUCUAAAUCCAUUCUAAAUGCUGCUAUAAACCCAAAACGCCUCAAAAAUGAUUUUGUUUCACAUUCAAGGGUUUGGCUUGUAGUUAUUGCUUAUAAAUCCCAAGUCGAUUGUAAAUAAUUGGAAUAUUAGUACUGUAUUAACUUGACCGUAUAUGAUGUAUACAUAAUACAUUCACUUAGAAAUGUACAAAUUGGAAGGAAGAUUUCAUUGUGCUGGGCUUCCCCUCCAAUGCUUUAAAAGGGGUUCCAAUUUGUUAAGGAAAUAAAAUAUGCUUGCAAACCAA
Messenger RNA from Petromyzon marinus (sea lamprey), 3563 nucleotides. Its product is annotated as monoglyceride lipase-like. NCBI's taxonomy places the organism in Eukaryota, Metazoa, Chordata, Hyperoartia, Petromyzontiformes, Petromyzontidae. The record is from RefSeq and is a predicted model, not a curated record.